Molecule: messenger RNA, 3090 nt
Organism: Annulohypoxylon truncatum
Lineage: Eukaryota; Fungi; Ascomycota; Sordariomycetes; Xylariales; Hypoxylaceae
Product: Xpo1-domain-containing protein
Exons: 3
Coding region: 1-3090 (1029 amino acids)
Biological process (GO): tRNA re-export from nucleus
Cellular component (GO): cytoplasm; nuclear matrix; nuclear pore
Molecular function (GO): small GTPase binding; tRNA binding
Source: RefSeq, a predicted model, not a curated record
AUGGAAUCUCAGAUCGAGAAUGCCAUCGAGAUUGCAUGGAAUCCUACCUCCGACCAAGCCCUAAAAAGUCAAGCUUUUGAUUACCUAAAUCAGUUGCGUGCCGAUCCACAAGCAUGGCAAGUUUGUGUCGGCCUCUUCACUAGAACCCCGAGGCCGUCUGAGGUCGUCCGACUUGUCAGCCUCGAAAUAGUCAACAAUGCCAUCCUCGUGCAGUCGCUCGACACUGGGAGCUUACUCGGCCUUAGAGAUGCCCUCCUAGGAUACGUGCGAUCCACCUAUGGCACCAGCCAGCCUUCCCAGACAGACUCUUCUAGCUUACAGAACAAACUCACUCAAACUCUUACCCUACUCUUCGUCUCCCUCUAUAAACAGGGCUGGGAGACCUUCAUCGAUGACUUCUUAGCUCUGACAAUUCUCCCAGGGAGUGGCCAACGCGACAAUGUCGCCGGUGUUAUUCUCUACCUGCGCAUCCUUGGCUCCAUCCACGACGAGAUUGCCGAUGUCCUCCUCGUGCGCCAGGACAACCAGGCUCGCGGCCAUACCGAGUUGAAAGAUCUGCUGCGGGCACGCGAUGUCGGGAAGGUAGCCCAGUCGUGGCAGGAUCUUCUUGCCCAGUACGGCAAUCAGAACGACGGCAUUGUUGAGAUGACCCUGAAGGUUAUUGGUAAAUGGGCUGGCUGGAUUGACAUAUCUCUUAUUAUCAAUGAUGGUAUGCUGAGCUUGAUCCUCCCGCUAGUCGGCCGCUCCAACGAGUCCGGCGGUGAGGACAAGGUCCGUGAUGCCGCCGUCGAGGCCUUUACCGAAAUCGUCGGCAAGAAGAUGCGUCCAGCUGACAAGACGGAGAUGAUUUCGUUUCUCAACCUACAAAACAUCAUAUCCCAACUCAUCGCCAGCCCUCCCUUGAACGAAUUCAAAGGAACCCCUCAAUAUGACACCGAUCUAGCUGAGGCUGUCGCCAAAUUAGUCAACACUGUUAUGGCCGAUAUAGUCCGAGUUUUAGAAGACCGGUCGACUGACGAUACCACUAGAGCUAAAUCGAACCAGCUACUCCACGAUUUCAUACCUCUUCUAUUGCGAUUUUUCUCCGACGAAUAUGACGAGAUCUGUUCUACUGUUAUACCCUCCUUGACUGACGUCUUGGCCUAUUUCCGCAAGCUCUCCGAACUCCCCGCUUCCUUUUCCGAGACGCUGCCGCCGAUCUUGAACGCUAUUAUUAUGAAGAUGCGCUAUGACGAGACCUCCUCUUGGGGAAGCGAGGACGAGCAGACGGACGAGGCAGAGUUCCAGGAGCUGAGAAAGAGACUCCAGGUGCUCCAGAAGACCGUGGCGGUGGUAGAUCAGAAUCUCUACGUCGAUGUCCUGUCGAAUCUCGUUGCGAAUACUUUCCAAACCCUAGACGAGCAAGGUUCUCAAAUGGAUUGGAGAGACGUCGACCUGGCUCUACAUGAGAUGUUUCUGUUUGGAGAGCUUGCGAUGCCUAAUCAGGGGUUAGGGGCCAAAAACCAGGCCUCACCAGUUGCAUCCGAGAGACUCGUGGCGAUGAUGACCAAGAUGGUACAAUCCGGAAUCGCAAAUUUCCCACACCCGGCGAUCCUAUUGCACUACAUGGAAAUCUGCGUCCGUUACUGUGCCUUUUUCGAGAGUCAAAGUGCUUUGAUAGGUCAAGUUCUCGAGAACUUUGUGCGCCUUGUCCACCACGAACACGUCAGGAUCCGUACACGUUCAUGGUACCUAUUUCAUCGCUUCGUGAAGCAUCUAAGAGCACAAGUAGGCAACGUAGCCGAGACUGUCAUCCAAUCGAUCGGGGAUCUCCUGCCCAUCCACGCGGAAGUACCGGGGGAAGAUGCUGACGACGACAUGUCUUCCGAUCAGACGGACAAUUCAGCAGAUGCUGUUUUCGCUAGCCAGCUUUACCUAUUUGAAGCCAUCGGUUGCAUUUCUUCCACGGCUUCUACCCCCAUCGAAAAGCAAGCACUAUAUGCCCGCUCUGUUAUGGACCCUUUAUUCGCCGACAUGGAGCAGCACCUCCCUAGGGCCAGGGCCGGAGAUGCUCAAGCCAUCCUUCAGAUCCACCACAUCAUCAUGGCUCUGGGCACGUUGGCGCACGGUUUUUCAGACUGGACACCUGGUGCGAAUUCUGCGAAUCAGCGACCACCUCCGGCAAAAGCGCUGUCUGACGAGUUUGCCCGGGCCGCUGAAGCUAUCUUGAUUGCGCUUAGCGAACUUAACAGCUCGUCCGAAAUUCGCACUGCUUGCAGAUCGGCCUUCUCGCGCCUGCUUGGUGUGUUGGGGUCUGCUGUACUCCCACAGCUCCCUCAAUGGAUUGACGGACUCUUGUCUAGAAGUUCGUCGAAGGAUGAAAUGGCCAUGUUCCUCCGCCUACUCGACCAAGUCGUUUACGGCUUUAAGACGGAAAUCUACGAUGUCCUCAAUCAGUUACUAACACCUCUAUUGCAAAGAGUAUUCGGCGGCCUUUCGGAGCCAAUCAACGGUACUGACGACGAGAUCCAACUGGCAGAGCUCCGUCGUGAAUAUUUGACGUUCGUCGUUGUCAUCAUAAACAACGAUCUUGCGGGAGUCCUGGUGUCAGAAGCAAACCAGGGCUUUUUCGAAUCGCUCAUUAACUCCAUUCUCGCGCUUGCUACAGAUAUCGGACCCAGUUCAGGGAAUCUCCCGGCCAGCCGUCUAUCGUUUGGGUUGCUUGCGAAGAUGGCCGGUGUCUGGGGCGGUCCGGAUGUGGCCAACAUAUCGGCAACUCCGUCGGCCCCUUCCGGAUCCCCUUCGCCUGUCAUCCCCGGGUUUGACCAAUUCCUUAUCGACAGAUUUCAUUCCGUAUGCUGGGAUGUCCUGCGCGAUCCGCAGUUCAACCCGUCUUCGGAUGCCCAGGCUAGGCAAGUCCUCCACGAGAUCGCUGGGCUGGAGCAAGCUAUAUACCUCAAGACGGGGGAAAAGUUCCUACAACAUCUUCAGUCCACUCUCUUCCCCGGCCUCGGCACCGAUGGAAAUGAAUUUCUGCGGGCAAUGACUACGGCUACGGCCAAGAAGUCGUUCUCGGAAUACCUACAGGGUCUGUUGAGUAAUUCGAGAUAA